ACAAAAUGGUGAUGGUGACGGCUUUUGUGCAAUUAGUGAUGAUGAUGAGCUGUGAAGGAGCUAGAGUUGCUGCCGCUGUCAGUUUUUUAACAAAUGCCUCCUACCAAGAGAUUGAGCUGAAAGGCGAGUCCAGCCUGUCCCUCCGCGACAUCUUGCCAGUGAAGGCGAAGUACUACGACAAGAACAGGGCUCCGAAGCUGCUGGGGCAGCCGACGGUGGUCUACUUUCAUGUCACCGUGCUGUCGCUUGACUCCAUCAAUGAGGAGAGUAUGACCUACGUAGCAGACAUCUUCCUCGCCCAAUCCUGGCGGGACCCCCGUCUUCGUCUCCCGGAGAACAUGCACGAAGAAUACCGGAUCCUGGACGUGGAAUGGCUGAACAGCAUCUGGAGGCCUGACUGCUUCUUCAAGAACGCCAAGAAGGUCACCUUCCAUGAGAUGAGCAUCCCCAACCAUUAUCUAUGGCUGUACCAUGACAAAACCUUGCUGUAUAUGUCAAAGUUAACAUUAGUAUUAUCUUGCGCAAUGAAAUUCGAAUCGUAUCCACACGACACACAAAGCUGCUCCAUGAUGAUUGAAAGCUUGUCCCACACGGUCCACGACCUGGUGUUCAUCUGGAACCUGACAGACCCCCUGGUGGUGAACCCCGACAUCGAGCUUCCUCAACUAGACAUUUCUAACAACUACACCUCGGACUGCACAAUCGAAUAUUCUACAGGUAACUUCACCUGCUUAGCAGUCGUCUUCAACCUGCGCAGGCGCCUCGGCUACCACCUGUUCCACACGUACAUCCCCUCAGCACUCAUCGUGGUGAUGUCAUGGAUCUCUUUCUGGAUCAAGCCCGAAGCCAUCCCUGCGAGGGUCACGCUUGGCGUCACCUCGUUAUUGACUUUAGGUAAUAUUGGUGAUAUUACCUACGUAGCAGACAUCUUCCUCGCUCAAUCCUGGAGAGACCCCCGCCUCCGUCUCCCAGAAAACAUGCACGAAGAAUACCGGAUCCUGGACGUGGAGUGGCUGAACAGCAUCUGGAGGCCUGACUGCUUCUUCAAGAACGCCAAGAAGGUCACCUUUCAUGAGAUGAGCAUCCCCAACCAUUAUCUGUGGCUGUACCAUGACAAGACCUUGCUGUAUAUGUCAAAGUUAACAUUAGUAUUAUCUUGCGCAAUGAAGUUUGAAUCGUAUCCACACGACACACAAAGCUGCUCCAUGAUGAUUGAAAGCUUGUCCCACACGGUCCACGACCUCGUAUUCAUCUGGAACCUGACAGACCCCCUGGUGGUGAAUCCCGACAUUGAGCUUCCUCAACUAGACAUUUCUAACAACUACACCUCGGACUGCACUAUCGAAUAUUCUACAGGUAACUUCACCUGCUUAGCGGUCGUCUUCAACCUGCGCAGGCGCCUCGGCUACCACCUGUUCCACACGUACAUCCCCUCAGCACUCAUCGUGGUGAUGUCAUGGAUCUCUUUCUGGAUCAAGCCCGAAGCCAUCCCUGCGAGGGUCACGCUUGGCGUCACCUCGUUACUGACUUUAGCAACACAGAACNCCCAGAACACGCAAUCUCAGCAGAGUCUACCACCAGUUUCCUAUGUCAAAGCAAUAGACGUGUGGAUGUCCUCCUGCUCCGUCUUCGUGUUUCUCUCACUCUUCGAGUUUGCGGUCGUCAACAACUACAUGGGGCCUGUGGCUACGAAGGCCAUGAAGGGGUACUCCGAUGAAGACCUGUCGAGGGAUCUGGACGCGUUCAAACACAUAUUCCCCAACACAGUGGACCCAAGAGCCAGUACAUCAGCCUCCAUACCCCAGUACGAAACCUUCUGCAACGGGAGAGAGACAGCUGUAUACAUCGAUCGGUUCUCUCGCUUCUUCUUUCCGUUCUCUUUCUUCAUACUCAAUGUGGUGUAUUGGUCUACGUUUUUGUAGAGUUUUUAGUUAAGAUGUUCAGGCAUUUA
This is a messenger RNA of Ostrinia furnacalis (Asian corn borer), 1951 nucleotides long. RefSeq names its product Histamine-gated chloride channel subunit 1. The coding region runs from base 6 to 1922 and encodes 638 amino acids. Gene Ontology annotation, biological process: monoatomic ion transmembrane transport. Lineage: Eukaryota; Metazoa; Arthropoda; Insecta; Lepidoptera; Crambidae. Gene Ontology annotation, cellular component: membrane. Gene Ontology annotation, molecular function: transmembrane signaling receptor activity; extracellular ligand-gated monoatomic ion channel activity. The transcript is spliced from 12 exons. The record is from RefSeq and is a predicted model, not a curated record.